Messenger RNA from Oldenlandia corymbosa var. corymbosa, 912 nucleotides. NCBI's taxonomy places the organism in Eukaryota, Viridiplantae, Streptophyta, Magnoliopsida, Gentianales, Rubiaceae. The record is from the annotation of a GenBank genome assembly.
AUGUGGAAGUUAUCAAACAGGAUUGUGUGUCUUUGCGCAAAAUCACCUAUAUCAGAGCAAAGGAUGAUGGAUGCUCUGACUACUUUCCUCAACAACUUUUUUACUACCAGAGCAGCUAAGUUUGACUCUCCUUUGUUGGUGGAUGUUAAUAAGCCUCUGUAUUCUGGAUCUAUUUGGGCACACGCUCAUAAGCAGAAGCGUUGUACUCGCCUGCCUGAUUACAAGGUGGAUGCAAUGCUUGAUUUCUAUGACUCAGUGUCGGAUAACUAUAUCCAGGAUGGUUUUACUAUCUCUGAGACUGAAGAGGAUGCUCCGGUGCCAUGGUACCCUUGGUCCCCGCAUAAUCCUGAUGAUCAUAAUUCUGAUGAUGCUGAUGAGGAGGAGGAUGAUAAUCAAUCUAAUGAAGAUGAUCAGGAUGAAAUUAACCCUGAUCGCAAUGGUGAUGAUGAUGAUUCCUCAUCUGGGGGAUAUGAUCAUUACAUGGAUGAAGUCAAUGCUGAUAACUUUAUUGCUGAUGAUAGGCCACCAAUUCCGACGGAUGGUAGAUCAAGCCUUUAUGCAGGGGUGGAGGUUGAUUAUUCUAGAAGCGCGACUUCUGCGGCAGGGGAAGAGACAGAUUCCUCAUUUUCUGCUGACCAAAGUGACAAUUUUCACUCUUUAUCCUCUUAUUCCUCUGGAUUUUAUCAAAAUUCUGUCCAUUCCUUCCCUGAUGAUGCUAGUGAAUUCUAUAUGCCAAAUUUGUUUUAUGAGAUUCCGAAUGUUCCUCCUUCUGAUGCUAUGAUGGAAAAAAUCCUUCUUAUGUCCCGGAUUUCUUCAUUCCUAAUGUGUCUGAUUAUCCACCACAUCAAGACAUUUCUCCGGUAUCUGGUUUUGCUGGUUCUCAACUUAGUGAUGCUUCUAGUGAUGCUAUAA